AGUCUGACGUUCAUUUCUGCUAAAUGGUAUCUAAGCAGUCCUUGAGUUGCAGGAUAUGAGGACUUUCAGAAUGAUUUACACAGGCAUCAGUUAUGCAAUCUCUAUAUGAGGACACUGAAGUGUCGUAGAAAAUAAAAGAGUAUUAGAUUGGAGUUCUGAGAUGAUUAAAAUGUGCUACUGAAAUGGCUAUCAGAACAAACACAUCUGAGUAUUAUUGGUCUUAUGAAUAUUACUGGGACUAUUUGGAUCCAGUUCCUGUAGAUGAAAGGAAGUUGAAGGCUAAUAAAUAUUCAAUUGUCAUAGCCUUUUGGGUUGGUAUUGCUGCAUUUGUGGUGUUUCUGUUCCUUAUAUUGCUCUACAUGUCCCGAUCUGGGUCUACACCAGUCAAACAAGUGCUUGCAGGUAACCGGAUAGAACAUCUGGAAGGAAGUAGCUCCAAUGUUGAGCGGCUGCAUUGUGUUGAUCUCAGCAGUCCAGACUCAGACUUGAUCGCUACUGAACCAUGUAAUUCUCUUUCAGAUGAAAUUGGCAUUCAUGGAAGCAUCUCGGCUUGAGUGAGAACUGGAAACGGAUUCCUUAAAAACCAAUCAUAGUGAUUAUGACAGUGGGAAGAUACAAGAAUACCCUUGAUACCUUUUAGUAGCUGUAUAAAAUUAAACUAAAUUAGCCCUGAAAAAGAGAACAAAAAUAAUUUUAAAAACUAAGACUAAAAUUCAAAAUAUUCAAACCUAGAUGCCUAAUGAUUUAGGCUUCUUAAGCCAUUUAGGCACCUAGCUAGACUUGCUGUUUAUUAGAGGUGUUGAAUAAUCCCAGAUCUUGCAAAUUACUAAUGUACUAGAUGUAAGAACAACUUAAAAAAAUAAUCAGGGACAGAUUCUGCUCUCAGUUACAUGGCUGUAAAUCUGAAGCAACUCUUCUGUUGUCAAGUAUAUUACUCUGAUUUACGCCAGUGUGGCUGUGAGCAGGGGCUGUUCCUGCAAGUAGAGGUAGAUAAAAGUGGUUCUCAACCUUUCCAGACUACUGUACACCUUUCAGGAGUCUGAUUUGUCUUGUGUACCCUAAGUUUUACCUCACUUAAAAACUACUUGCUUACAAAAAUCAGACAUAAAUAUAAAAAAGUGUCACAACACUCCAUUACUGAAAAAUUGCUUACUUUCUCAUUUUUACCAUAUAAAAUACAUGUAUGAAAUUUCAGUUUGUACUGACUUCACUAGUGCUUUUCAUAUAGACUGUUGUAAAAUGAGGCAAAUGUUUAGAUGAGUUGAUGUACCCCCUGGAAGACCUCUGCCUGGGGUUUGCAUACCCGUGGUUGAGAACCACUGGUAUAGAAUACCAAAGUAGAUUCCAGUCCUGCAAACUGUUACGAAUUGAGCUUGCCUUUAUGCACUAGAUAUCAUCUUCAGCUGAGCUGUUCAUGUGCAUGGAGAUAAGAUGUGUAAAUCUUUGCAGGAUCAAAGGUUUUAUUAAUUUGAAGAGAACCCUUUGAUUGUAUUAGAUUUAAAUAUUUUUCCUGCAAUACUUAUUCCUUAUGAGCUCCAUCAUGACCAUAGUCAUCAAUCUUAUUUCCUCAGGUGCCUGUCCUCAGCUCAUCUUCUCAUUGCCAACCUCAUCUUAGCAUAUUGCAUUAUCUUCGGGCCACUUUGCUGAGGACAAUUUUAGAGCAAUGUCAAAUUUAAAAGCCUUGUGACUGCAGAGCAGAGAAUUGCACCUGGCUCCACCGGCUUCAAAUUCAGAUAUUUUUUAAAGUAUAACAAUGUGUUUUAUUUACUUUAAUAUUUAAAAAUAUCUGGUUACUUUAAAAAAAGUUUACCUGCUUAGUUUAGCCAAAUGGUUAAAAGCAGCAUUUCUUACCAUAAACAAACUGAAGUGUAUUUGUAAAUAAAGCUGGCAAGUGACACUAAUCAUGACCCAGUAGCCACAGGUUUGCCCUCUGAAAGAUUAUAUAAACCAAUGUCUAGUCUGCUUAAUACCAAAGUAAUGACCAGAAAGAAAAUGUUAACACUGAAACUCUGCCAUUAUUUGAUUGCUACCACUGGUCUUAAAGUCAGAUGAAAACUUGGCAGUCUUUUACUUCUGACAGUUUUAUCAUCAGCGCAGCAACUUGCAGUGUUGCCAACUCUUGGGAUUUCUUCACAACUAAUGUGAUUUUGGUCAGGGCUGGAGCCAGUCUGGUGAUGAAAUGAGACGCUCCAACCCUCUGUCUGGAGGAAAAGUAAAACCCCCUCCAACUUUCUUACUGCCUGGGGAAAAGCAGCCAAUCAGAGCUGCUGCAGAAGAUAGUUAUAGCUUUCACGCCUCCUCCUCUCAGGAGCAGGGCUGGUUCCAGCUUUUCUGCCGCUCCAAGCGGCAAAAAAAAAAAGGACGAGUGGUGGCACUUUGGCUCAGCUAAAUUGCACCGCUUCUUUGGCAGUAGGUCCUCCCCUCUUCCUCUUCGGCGGCAAUUCGGCAGCAGCUCAAAGAGGAAGAGAGGGAAUGAGGGACCCGCUGCCGAAUUGCCGAAGACCUGGACGUGCCGCCCCGAUACCGGACGGAGUGCCACCUCUUUUAAUUGGCCGCCCCAAGCACCUGCUUCCUAUGCUGGUGCCUGGAGCCGGCCCUGCUCAGGAGCCAGAUAGGUUCUUGGGUCAAGUAGGAGUGAGAGAGAGCAGCUGACACCAUUCUUACAAGACAGAAUUAGGGAGGAGGGACCAAAAAGAGACCUGCAGCUUAGGGUAACUCCAUUUCCUCUUUCCUCCUGUGAACAAUGGAUCAGUCUGGUCUCGGCUCCAUCCCUGCAACACCAGGCCUGGGAAGGAAAAGGUGGGUGAAGACCACUGGAGCUGCCCCACCCCCAGGCCUAGGAAGGGGGAGGAGGAAGGGCCUGGGAGAGAGGGGUGAAGAACUCCUAACGCUGCAGGAUGAGCAGAGGCGAGGCUGACAAGGACAAGAUGAUGUGGGGGCUAGGGAGUAGUACUGAUGUGAGGGUUGCAUAAUUAAUUGCUGGGCUGAGUGGGACACAGAAUUAAUUAAUUAGAAGUGUGGGGUUUGGAGAGAAGCUGGAAGCUCCGUACCAUCAGGCAGGUCACCGAAUCACCAUACUCUACAAAUCUGGGAACUGGCAAUACUAAUUGUCUCACAGACACUAAGGAUGGACAAGGGCAGUUCAAAAAUCAGAGACCGAACAGACAACAUAACCUUUAAAAAAAAUCUCAUGUCUCAUGAUUUAAUGUUGGGGGUUGGCGAUACUGCAAAUAGUAUUGUAGAAUAUUUUUUAAAGCAAGUCUAUCUACCAGCAAUAGGCUCAGAAACACCAGGGGUUAAAGUGGGUUGAGUCAGACUGAGUCAUGGACCAGGUGGGUGGGUGUGGAAAUGAUUGCAGGAAUUCAAGGCAGGUUAUUAGCAAGAAAAUGUCAAAGCACCUCACUUUUUAAUAGACAAACAGAUAUGGCCACAGCAGCCUUUCCCCUUUUUUCUCAAAUGUGCUCCUCUUUUAUUAGAGAUACUUGGCAGGGUUCAUGGGUGACAUAAUAAAUAUGUAUUUGGGGUCAAAUCCUGGCAAAAUUCCAUUUUCUUCAAUAGGGCCAAUAUUUCACCCUGGAUAUUUUUCUGCUUACGUGGUGCUAACAGAUCAUUGCACCAAUUGCCCUGCUCAGGCCUUCAGUCUGAACUGGUGAACAUCCUCCUUAUUGACUAAUGACAGCCUGUGACAGACAUCUACUUGAUAUCAAAACUAUUCACAAUGGCUGAUUCCAAGAAUAUUGCUGAAGUAUCUCAAUCACUCAGUCAUUCCAUGAUCACUGGUGUUCUCUUUUUUAGUUACAAUGUGGCCUGAUUCAAGCACAGACCCAUUGAAGUUACGUAUACUCUUUAUUAUUUCCUUGACAUUAUAUGUAACAGUUCAGCGUAAUAUGGAAACCAAAGAUGGAUUUUUAUUUAUUUAUUUAUUUUUACACAAAGUCCAAAGAACAAGGAAAUAAAAUAUGUUUUUAAAUUACUUUAAGAAAACAAUAGCUUUAUAUGCAGAAUAAACCAAACCUGGAAAACAAACUAAUAUUAAAUAUACUAAAAUGCAAUCCACCCCUUAAAAAAUGCUAAAUACUUCUGGGGAAGAAUAGCUUCCCUUCUGGUGACAUUCCUACCUACACCAAUUUCUGGGUAUCUCAAGUUUACCAAUCCUCCCAGUAGGGACUUUUCUUCACAUACUUUUUUGUAGGUGAAUGCUCCUCCUCCUCCUUGUGGUUUGCCAGGUUUCAUGGUUUGCUGGAAUUCUACCCACUUCUGUAGGCUACAAACUCCACAGCAGUAGGACUCAAGUCCAGUCCCUUUAUGUGCUUCAAAAUCAACCUGAGCUCCCUAAAAAAAAAUCUUGAUGCCAAAUGACUCUCAGAGGAUCCUAAUUUCUACUGAAUCAGCCUAUUAAGAAACCUCCAAUCUAGAGGCCUAAAAUUCUUUUCUCUUGUUACUUCAGCAACCCCUUGCUGAACCAGUCAGAAUGCCCCAGGGCUGUAAUACUACCACUGAGCCACAUCUUUCCUGCUCUGCUUUAAAUCCUGAGAAAUACCAACUGCUGCUAAAAACUACAAAUAUAUUUCACACACGGUACACAAAGGGAAGUACUUGCAGACCCAAUUCAAAGACCACAGAAUCCAUCAAUGGACAAUGGGAUCACAUCUUUACUGAACGUUAAAGGCCUUUACACCCCUACAAUGAGAACCAAGGGUGACCCACUCAUGAAAAGCCCCAUUGACUUCAGUGACGAUCCAUCCACACAGUUCUCAUUGUAGGACCAGGGCCAAAGUUGGCAACUUACUUUAUUUAAAGUAGUGCAGCUCCUUGGUUCAAAAUGUAGAUUAGUUUUCUUGGGCAUAUUCAUUGCAUUUGUUUUUUACUGACAUU
Molecule: messenger RNA, 4875 nt
Organism: Chrysemys picta bellii (western painted turtle)
Lineage: Eukaryota; Metazoa; Chordata; Testudines; Emydidae
Gene: MRAP
Product: melanocortin 2 receptor accessory protein
Biological process (GO): regulation of adenylate cyclase-activating G protein-coupled receptor signaling pathway; protein localization to plasma membrane
Cellular component (GO): endoplasmic reticulum; plasma membrane
Molecular function (GO): type 5 melanocortin receptor binding; signaling receptor regulator activity; type 4 melanocortin receptor binding
Source: RefSeq, a predicted model, not a curated record